GGCACUGCUUUGCGGCUUGAGGUUGGCAGCCUCAUUAAAAGCUGAGCGAAUCCAAGUCCGGUGCGAUUCCAAGCUAGUGGUAGGCCACGUCACUUGAGAAUUUGAGGCCAAGGAUGAACGAAUGAAGAAGUAUAGAGACACUGCCCUGGAGUUUCUUAAAGCAUUUGGGGCGUACCGGAUAGAGCAGGUUCCUCGGGAAGAGAACGCUGAGGCAAAAAUCUUGUCAAAGCUUGGUCUGGAUUCCCCGGAUCAUAUUAAGGCAAUGACCCAGGAAGAAGAGUUGCUCGAGCCAAGCAUCAGUCCCGGACAAGUGCUGAUCAUCACACUCAAAGAGGAGCCGGAUUGGAUUGAUGAGAUUACCAUGUACAUCCUUGACGGGUCGCUACCUAUCGACCCAAUCGCGGCAAAGGUGGUGAGACGACGUGCACCCAGCUACACGCUGGAGUGCGGUCGGCUGUAUAAGCGAGCGUACAAUGGUACAUUGUUGAGGUGCUUAAGAGCGGGCGAGGCACAGAAGUUAAUGGAGGAAAUCCAUGAGGGAAUAUGUUCAGCACAUCAGGGAGCCUUCACAAUGUCCAGGAAGGUGACCCUACAAGGAUACUUUUGGCCAACGAUUAUCAGAGAUUGCGCAGAGUACGUGCGCAAAUGCAAG
This is a messenger RNA of Cuscuta campestris, 652 nucleotides long. NCBI's taxonomy places the organism in Eukaryota, Viridiplantae, Streptophyta, Magnoliopsida, Solanales, Convolvulaceae. The record is from the annotation of a GenBank genome assembly.